AUGUCUACAUCAAAUCCAAAAUCUCCUUCGAGAGAAGAUUUAGAUGAUACACGUAGAGCAGCAUUAGAAGAAAUCGAUAAUGCUAAAUUUGGAUGGUUUCAUAUUCGCGCAUGUUUGGUCGCUGGUAUAGGAUUCUUUACAGAUGCAUAUGAUUUAUUUUCAAUUAAUUUAGUUUCAGCAAUAUUGGGUUAUACUUAUUUCAGUAGUAUAAAUGCAAAUGAGGUACCAACCGAUAUUGAUUCGGGAUUAAAAUCAUCUGCUGCAAUUGGUACUAUGUUUGGUCAAUUGAUUUUCGGUUGGAUGGCCGAUCGAUUUGGUCGAAAGAAAAUGUAUGGAAUUGAACUUAUGAUAAUUAUUGUUACAACAAUUGGUUCUGCUUUAUCACCAAAAAAUUUAUCAAUUGAUAUGUAUACUAUCAUAAUUGUAUGGCGUUUAAUACUUGGACUUGGUAUCGGCGGUGAUUAUCCUCUAUCCGCAAUUAUAACAAGUGAAUUUGCGAGUAAAAAAAGGCGUGGAGCAAUGAUGGCGGCCGUUUUUGCGAUGCAAGGAUUUGGAAUUUUAUUCGCUGGAGUUGUAUCUCUUGUUACUUUAUUAGCUUUUCGACCGUUAAUUUUAUCAAAUUCACAAAAUCUUGAUUAUGUUUGGCGUAUCAUUAUUGGUGUCGGUAUUAUUCCCGCUACAAUCGCACUUUAUUUUCGUUUAACAAUUCCUGAAACUCCAAGAUUUACUAUAGAUGUUCAAGGAAAUGUUGAUAAAGCUGCUCAUAAUAUUAAAUUUGCAUUAGAACAGGGUAAAUAUAUUGAAAAAUAUGAAAUUGAAUCAGAAUAUAGAAUCGUAAUACAAAAAGCUACUUGGAAAGAUUUCAUACAUCAUUUUGGACAAUGGGAAAAUGGAAAAGUUUUACUUGGAACUUCUGUUACUUGGUUCGCUCAUGAUAUUGCUUAUUAUGGUAUUGGUUUAAAUAAUGCUAUAAUAUUAGAAGCUAUAGGUUAUGUAAAAACUGAAGAUGCUUAUCAAUCUUUAUUUAAUAUUUCUAUUGGAAAUAUUGUUAUAACUCUUAUGGGUACAAUACCAGGUUAUUGGUUUACAGUAUUUUUAGUAGAUUCUUUAGGUAGAAAAUAUAUUCAAUUACAAGGUUUCGCUUUACUUACAAUAAUAUUUAUAAUUAUUGGUUUUGGUUAUAAAGAAAUUAUUACAAAAUCAAUUCCUUUAUUUAUAAUCCUUUAUUCUUUAUCCCAAUUUUUUCAAAAUUUUGGUCCAAAUGCAACCACUUUUAUCGUACCAGGUGAAGUUUUUCCAACAAGAUAUCGUUCAACUUGUCAUGGAAUUUCUGCUGCUUCUGGUAAAUUAGGUGCUAUAAUUUCUCAAUUCGUAUUUUUAAAAUUAAAAGAUAUUGGAGGAAAAAAUCAAUCCGUUAAUCAUUUAUUUAAAUUUUUUGGUUUUUUCACUUUUAUUGGUUUUUUAUUUACUUUAUUAAUACCUGAAACAAAAGGUUUAACUUUAGAAGAAUUAUCUAAUGAAAAAAAAAUUAUUCAUAUUGAUAAAGAUACAAAAGAUAUUAUUAUUGAUGAUCCUACUAUAUUAUCUUCGAGAAGUAUUAGAAAAUCUAGACCUUGGUAUGAGGAGGAUGAUGAUUUUAGUGAUGCUUCAUAA
This is a messenger RNA of Rhizophagus irregularis DAOM 181602=DAOM 197198, 1653 nucleotides long. RefSeq lists its product as uncharacterized. Gene Ontology annotation, biological process: transmembrane transport; phosphate ion transport. Gene Ontology annotation, molecular function: phosphate transmembrane transporter activity. Gene Ontology annotation, cellular component: membrane. The record is from RefSeq and is a predicted model, not a curated record. NCBI's taxonomy places the organism in Eukaryota, Fungi, Glomeromycota, Glomeromycetes, Glomerales, Glomeraceae.